AUGGUGGAGCCCGCUAGCACCAGAGGUUUUAUAUCCACCAUGACGGCGACCCGCACCAAACACAGCGUACUGUGCGUCUGCGUCCUCUCCUGUCUCUUCCUCCUGCUGUGCUCCACCUGCGCCGGAGCCGCCGGCGGCCGGAAAAUGGCCCCGCGUCCGUCGACGCCGAGGCGCGUCCGUCGGAGUGCGCAGAGCGCGAGGCACCGAGGCGCGCACCACCGACCGCUGACGGACGAGCAGGAAGCCGACCGGAACCUGCAGUUCAUGCUCAGUUUGUACCGCAGCGCGGCCGAACCGGACGGGAGGCCCAAGCAGCACCGGAAGUUCGGCUCUAACACGGUGCGCCUGCUGAGGCCGACGGCGUCGUCUGUGCAUUACCUGCCACGCUCCAGAGAUCACCACUACACCUUUACAGUGCAGUACAACCUGGACACUGUCCCCUCAGAUCAGCUGAUCAGAGCCUCGUUCAUCCACCUCCGCUCCUCUCCACCCAAUUCCUCCUCCACUCCCUCCAGCAGCGACGCCCAGGCCCCCAGGCCUCCGCGUUGCAGGGCUCAGGUCUCCGCGCUGGGUAAAGAGAACCUGGUCACCCUGGAGCCCAACGAGCCGUGGACGGAGACCGACAUCACGGCGCAUGUCAGCGGCCACGUGGUGCAGAGGGGGAACCAGGCGGCGGGGGGCCACCUGACCCUCACGGCCCAGUACUGGUGCACACAACCUGGGCUCGCUGAGGAGGACGACAGCCUGCUGUGGUGGUGGAGUCGGCUGCGAGAAAAGCAGAAAGAGGAGCCACACCUUGAAGUCCCAUCUCUUCUUUUGUACUUGGAAGAAGAGCGGGCGGUGAAGGACUGGAUGGGAGAGCUGCUGGGGGUCGGAGGAGAGCACAUCCUGAGGCGGAUGGGACCGUGGCGCCCCCCGGUCCGCCGCCGGCGCUCCGACGACGCCCAGUCCUCGGAGCCGAAGGACCCUUCGCUGGACGCGCUGAAAAACGCGCCCACGUCCUCCUCGUCCUUCUCCACCUCGCGCGCGGCCUCCAUCGUCUCGGAAAUCCCCGAGUACAAGCGCAAGGCGAGCGCGCCCAAGAACCGCUGCAAGCUGCACUCCUUCCGCCUCUCCUUCGACGAGCUGGGCUGGGGCCACUACUUCAUCGCGCCGCCCGUCUACAACCCGCGCUUCUGCCAGGGCGACUGCCCCCGGGUGCUGCACUACGGCUACCACUCCCCCAACCACGCCAUCAUCCAGACGGUCAUCAACGACCUGGGCGUGGGGGACGUCCCCCCGCCGUCCUGCGUGCCCUAUAAAUACAUGCCCAUGAGCGUGCUGGUGGUGCACAAGAAGAAGGUGGAGUACAGGGAGCUGGAGGACAUGGUGGCGGAGUCCUGCACGUGCCGCUAAAGGCGCCGGAGGGGCUCUUAAAGGACUUGAGCUGAGAAAAGAGACUGAAGGGAACGGACUUGACGGCUCUGCAGCUUCCCAACUAAUAGUCUUGGGACUGGCAGGAGGAAGUUGUGGUUUCAGAUUUUCAUUUUCCCUGUUAAAGCACUUUAAUAUGCAGCUACUGGCUGUGCAGAUGGAGGGAGAGUCCCUCCACUCUGAUUUAAUAACUGUACUGGGAUCCUGUGUGUAGAAGUCAUAGCCACCAGUGUGAUUUUCUGACCCACCAGAGAUCUGGCAGAUUUGGAAGCACUUUAAACCACUUGAGGGUAAAUUAACUAAUUUAAGUGUAUUUAACUUUGGCAGUAACUUGAUAAACUUGACUAAACAUCAGGGUUACCUUUUUUAAGAAUUCGGAUCUAACUCUAGAAGUAACCGCUGGUUUGUUUGUAGUAAAUGAAAUGACUUGAAUCUGCAGAAACACCUGAGACGGCAGUCUUUCAGAUGAUGGGAUGCGUGAGCUCGCGUUCCUCUGAGAAGAGACUGCGACGAAUCGUUUUAACGGACAGGAGGUUGAACACGUUGGGCGGAAGCGAAGACAUUGUGACGUUGCAUGUUCGCUGUGUGGGAUCUGAUCGUUUGCAUUUUGUAUUUAUUAAUGAUGAGAGGGGUCUCGAUAACUUGCCGCUACCGACCCAGCUUCUGAAACAGAAUGAUGAAUUAUGACGACAAAGUGUAACCGUGUUGAAUGUUAAACACCGCAAUCAAGUGUUGUGGUGCAAAAGAGACUUUUAUUGCAUGUGACAUUAAAUAAUAAAGUAAAAUGCAUAUUUUGUUAA
This is a messenger RNA of Betta splendens (Siamese fighting fish), 2213 nucleotides long. It is a transcript of the gene bmp15, whose product is annotated as bone morphogenetic protein 15. Bases 1 to 1395 code for a protein of 464 amino acids. Lineage: Eukaryota; Metazoa; Chordata; Actinopteri; Anabantiformes; Osphronemidae. The record is from RefSeq and is a predicted model, not a curated record. Gene Ontology annotation, cellular component: extracellular region. The transcript has 2 exons. Gene Ontology annotation, molecular function: cytokine activity; growth factor activity. Gene Ontology annotation, biological process: BMP signaling pathway; SMAD protein signal transduction.